This is a messenger RNA of Notothenia coriiceps (black rockcod), 2196 nucleotides long. RefSeq names its product ankyrin repeat and EF-hand domain containing 1a (gene ankef1a). NCBI's taxonomy places the organism in Eukaryota, Metazoa, Chordata, Actinopteri, Perciformes, Nototheniidae. Bases 162 to 2189 code for a protein of 675 amino acids. Gene Ontology annotation, molecular function: calcium ion binding; protein binding. The record is from RefSeq and is a predicted model, not a curated record. The transcript is spliced from 9 exons.
CUAUUCUCCGGCUUCCACAGAGUGAAGGGUUGUGCUUUAAAGUAAAGUAAGGACUGUGUAGAAAAUGUCGGCGUAACUCAGACUGUCCUGGAUGUGCUGGGUACACGAACGAAAAAGUGCAACGACUUUUCGAGUUUUAAGCACGCCCCUCUGACACUAUCAUGAGUGGCAGAGUCGCAGAGGGCCACCUUCAGGUCCUACAGAUUUACCGCCUGCUGCAGUGCGUCCAUGAAGGGGAUAAGGCUCACAUCGAGAAGAUGGUGAACCUCGGGGUGAAGAACCUCAUCAAUCUCACUGAGCCACACGAGGGCACAGGGGCGCUUCACGUGGCAGUGUCAGCCAACAACCAGGACUUGGUCAGCUUCCUUCUCUCCCAGGGAGCACACCCUAACAUCCAGGACAAAAUGGGCCGCACUCCGGCGAUGCUGACUGCAGAGCACGGCAAUGAUGUCAUCAUGACACUGCUGAUCCAGAACAACGCUAAUCUGAGACUCCAAGACUCAGAGGGAAAAGGAGUGCUAUUCUACUGUAUCUACCCCACUGAGCGCCACACCCGCUGCGUGAAGCUGGCACUGACAGGUGAGGCAGAUGUCAACAAUGUGUCAGCGCAGGGGACUCACGUCUUCCAGGUGAUGUGUGAAAAAGCCCAGGAGGGCACCUCAAUGUGUCUCCUCAUGCUGGGAGAAGGGGCGGACCCCAAUGCAACAAAUCAGGAAACUGGCACCACAGCACUGAUGGAGGCAGCCAAGGCCGGCUCCCUGCAGGUCCUGAAAAGCAUUCUGAAGAGAGGGGGAAACCCCAAUGCUCUGGAUCGAAAACGCUUCACAGCCGUACACUAUGCUGCCAUGGGGGGCUUUUUUGAGUUGAUUCAGGUGCUGUCUGCGUACUCUGCAGACAUGGGCGUGGUCAAUAUGGAGGAGUGCACUCCCCUACACUACGCUGCUGCCACCGGCAAUGCUAACUGCUGCAAGUUCCUGGCACAGAGAGGUUGUAACCCCAAACUGAAGAACCUGGAGGGUUUGUUGCCACGGCAGAUUGCCAAAGACGCCGGUCACAAAGCAGCAGCCAAGGAGCUAAAGAAAGCAGAGCGGCAGCACGGGAAAGGAAACAAAUCCACGAGUGGCGGCCUCCUGUCAGAUCUCUGGGGCCUGACCCUCCACGACUGGUCCAACGAGUACGAGACGGAAUUACAGCAAGUCUGUGGGAACAAAUCAGAAACAGUUUCCACCGUGAUGUUUAUCUCAGCGUUAGAGGAACUAAAAGCUCCAGUAGAUCUAGAACAGAUCCAUCAAGUCAUCUCAGCCCAUGACAAGGGAAGAGUGGGGUGCAUCAGCAUUAAUGACUUCAUCAAAGGCGUCAAGUACAUCAAGAAACCACUCCUCCUCUCCUCAUAUAUGCCUAAAAAGAAAAAGGGUGAGAAGGGAGGAAAAGGUAAGAAGGGUAAAUUCGUCCUCCCUUUGCCAAUUUGCACCCUCCCGCCGGAGCAUAUGCCUCGCCGACCAGACGGAGGCCCGCCCCAUUUCAUGAUCGAGACUUACUUCAACUGCUCAGACACCCGGAGAUUUGCUCGUGACCAACCGCCAGCACAUCCCAUAAUGAACGACUCUGGGUGGUACCUAGAAAAGCCAGACACUGUCUUCGUCAAUAUCAACUGCAGUGUAAAAAGUAGAGACUUGGAAUCUUUGGACCUCGCUUUAAAUCAGGGGGUUCCUGUGGAUGUUCAAGAUCAGUUUUACAAAACCCCGCUGAUGGUCGCCUGCUCCAGUGGCAACUACGAGGUGGCACAGUUUCUACUCAGUAGGGGGGCGGAUGUGAACGUGUGUGACCAGUUCUUCUGGACGCCCCUCCACCAUGCAGCUUACGCUGGCCAAGUGGAGCUAAUUCUACUUCUUGUUCAGGCGGGGGCUGUUGUCGAUGCCCGGGGCCUCGGUAGAGGCACGCCCCUAAUGAGGGCCAUCGAGACCUCUCGACCCUCGUGUGUGGACUUACUCAUAAAGGCGGGAGCCAAUGUCAAUGCAGAGAACAAGAAAGGACUGAACUGCCUUGACAUCGCCAGAGUUUUUGCAGACUCCCGGGUGAUGGACAUGGUCAAAGAAAAGAUGGAUUCUAUGCCUAAACCAAAGGAGACAAAGGGGAAGGGGGGCAAAGCUGAAAAACCUAAAUCUGCCAAAGGAAAGGUACCCAAGUAACUCCAUA